Messenger RNA from Pieris napi, 685 nucleotides. RefSeq names its product centromere protein S-like (gene MHF1). The transcript has 4 exons. Gene Ontology annotation, molecular function: chromatin binding; protein heterodimerization activity. Gene Ontology annotation, biological process: replication fork processing; resolution of meiotic recombination intermediates. Gene Ontology annotation, cellular component: FANCM-MHF complex; Fanconi anaemia nuclear complex. The record is from RefSeq and is a predicted model, not a curated record. The coding region runs from base 221 to 670 and encodes 149 amino acids. NCBI's taxonomy places the organism in Eukaryota, Metazoa, Arthropoda, Insecta, Lepidoptera, Pieridae.
CAUUUAACAGCUGUUUUAUGUUUAUUGUAUAAAUAUUGUACCCAGUUUGUGUUUUUGUUAAAAAAAUAUUAUAACAAUAAUUAUUAAUUAAUUAAUACAGAAAUUUUAAAGUUUCUGUGUGUAAUAAUUAACGUUUCUGUUUAUUGUAAGAAUGGAGGUUAUAAUUUCAAAGUAUUAACCGUCCAAGUUUUCGGCGUUAUACUAUACAAGUUAGGAUAAAAUGGCAAUGUUUCAGAAUCUAUCAGCAACUCAGAAGUUACAAGCGGCCGUACAUAAAGACGUAAGAGGUAUUUGUACUGAAGCCUGCCACUUUCUAGGCUUGGAAAUCACAAAACCAGCAAUCGAAGUGAUCGCGGAGCUAGUUUUUAAGAAAUGCCGUGUAUAUGGAUCAGAUUUAGAGGCAUUCGCUAAACACGCAAAACGUUCAACAAUUAACGCCGAUGACGUCAAGUUGUUAGUUCGAAGAAAUCCAUCUCUGAAAUCACGCCUCCUCUCGCUAAGUUCCAACUGUGGAAAGGAUAAACGAAGAAAAACAGUGCCAGUAGUGAAACAAGAUGUAUCUAAGGGUGCGUCCACAUCCGGCGAAUGCGCCGCGAAUGUGCAGCUCGAGUCGAAGGAGUCGGACGUAGAAGAUAUGGUUGUCGAUCAAAUCGACCUCACUUUUGAUUAAACGCUUUACCUAAAA